UUCUUUUACUAGUGGUUGUUCCUCUUUCUCUCUCUCUUUGUGGCUCAAUCUUUUUCUCUCUCGCGUUUCAGAUUCGACAAUUAAUAUAUAAGCGAGGUAGGUGAUAUAAACACGUUACUGCGAUUUGUUUGCCCAAAUUUUGGAAUUUGUUUUUUUAGGGCUCAUAAGGUCUUGAAUGAUGAUCUGGAUCUUCUUUUCUUCCUCUUCAAUUUCGAAGCUCAAUUUUUACUUUUUAGGUCAGAGUUUUUAGGGCUUCUUGCUGCGUAAUUAGUCUUUUUCUUAGGGUUGAUGAUGGCGACGAAGGAGUCUGAAACAACGGUCUUUUGGGAUAUGAUCACUUGUCCCGUUACCUCGUCAUCUGAUGCUAGUCGGGUUGGCCAGUGUAUAAAACUAGCGUUGAAGAAUUUAGGCUACUCUGGAUGUAUCACCAUCACAGCACUUGGCAUACUAACAAGCAUCGAUACCGACGUCCUGCGAGCCAUCUAUUCCUCUGGAGUCUCUCUUAUUCACAUCAAUACCCAUCACUUUGGCUUUGCUAUGGAACUGUUGUCGUGGGAAAGCUUUCUUGCAAGCGUACGGGCAGAAGCAAUUGAGUCAGUGGUACAUGACAAGGAGCCGGGUUGGUUUUGCGCACGUUGUUGUCGUGGCGGCGACCAAGGCUUCGAAAAUUUCGCCUCACAUCUCAAAGGUCAUCCUCACGUUUCCCCUGAAUCUCCUUUGGAGAUAAAACGAACAACCAGAGGCAUGUUUUAA
This is a messenger RNA of Camelina sativa (false flax), 753 nucleotides long. The record is from RefSeq and is a predicted model, not a curated record. Lineage: Eukaryota; Viridiplantae; Streptophyta; Magnoliopsida; Brassicales; Brassicaceae.